Molecule: messenger RNA, 909 nt
Organism: Prunus avium (sweet cherry)
Lineage: Eukaryota; Viridiplantae; Streptophyta; Magnoliopsida; Rosales; Rosaceae
Product: 8-amino-7-oxononanoate synthase
Cellular component (GO): chloroplast
Source: RefSeq, a predicted model, not a curated record
ACUGUUACAUAUAAAAUAUCUACCCUUCUCUCUCUUUCUAUUUCUCCCUCUCCUUUAUCCAAACUCAAAGCCAACACUGAAGGCAGAGAAGAUGAUUGGCCUCAAGCUCAUUCAAACCUCUUUGACCACCACCAAGCAUAACAUUUUACACACAGGAAGACUGUCCAACGCUAAGAAUUCCAUCUUGCGCUUCAGCAAGUCCAGUGAUUCUGAUUCUGAGUCAGAAGCUUCCCCACCGCAAGGAGAUACUCGCAAGCAGGACCUGCUGGUGAGGAUAGCAAUGCUUCAAGCUCAGAAAGUCCGUCUCACCGAUUACUUAGACGAAAGAUCCGAAUAUCUUACCAAAUUUGGAGAAGAGGCCACCGCUGAGUUUGACAAGAUUGGAGAAGACGCCCUCAAAGACCUGGAUGAAGCCAGUACCAGGAUUAUGGAGAAUAUAAACAGCCGCAUGCAGGCCUUCGAGGAAUCUGCAGGAAUUAACAUUGAGCAGAUGGAGAAAAAUGAGAACGAGUUAGCAGCAUUCGAAGGUGAGAUUGACAAAGAACGCAAUGAAGGGUUAUUUUUUAAGAAUCUGACACAGGGGAAACCGAAGGAAAAAGUGGAUGCUACGGAGGAAAUAAAGAAGAUCAAGAAGCUUACCAAAAAAAGUGCAGGAUCAGAAACCAGGAGGAACAUUUACGUUGCACUGAUUGGCCUGCUACUCAUACAAAUCGUUGACUCCUUCAUCACUUCAACGCCUGAUUGGAGAAAAGUUGCAGUUCUCGGGGCAAUUUUUGUGGGUUUGGUUGCUCAGGUCAUCUAUGAGCAGAAAAUGUUAUCAGAAACAGAAAUAACAGAAGAGGGGAAAACAGAGGAAGAAAGAAGGUGAUGCUUGCCCUACUCAUGAAGCAAAAACAUUAUGCUGUGAAA